AUGUCUCUCCCUCACCGUGGCAAGGAGCAGCCCUCCACAAAGGCUGUUAUUUUGGUUGGCGGUCCUUCCCGCGGCACUCGAUUCCGACCCCUCAGUCUCGACGUCCCCAAGCCGCUCUUUGAGGUCGCCGGCCACCCAAUCAUCUGGCACUGCGUCUCCGCCCUCAGCAAGCUCACCACCAAGCACCUCCAGGAGGUGUACAUCAUCGGCUACUACGAGGAGCAGAUCUUCCAAAACUUCAUCAAGGAUGCCUCCCUUGAAUUCCCCGGUCUCUCCAUCAAGUACCUCCGCGAGUACGAGGCUCUUGGCACUGCAGGUGGUCUCUACCACUUCCGUGACGCCAUUCUGAAGGGCCGCCCCGAGCGCCUUUUCGUCCUCAACGCCGAUGUUUGCUGCUCCUUCCCUCUCGUCGACAUGCUCAAGCUCUUCGUUGAGAAGGACGCCGAGGCCGUUAUUCUCGGCACCAAGGUCUCCAAUGAGGCCGCCAGCAACUUCGGAUGCAUCGUCUCCGAUGCCCACACUCGCCGUGUUCUUCACUACGUCGAGAAGCCCGAGAGUCACAUCAGCAACCUCAUUAACUGCGGUGUCUACCUGUUCAGCACUGAGGCUAUCUUCCCCAGCAUUAAGAAUGCUAUCAAGCGCCGAACUGACCGACCCCGCCUCGUCUCGUAUCCUAGCUCCGAUAACCUCGAGAGCAGCAUGAUCUUCGACGACGAUUUGGGUAACCAGAACGGUGUCAUCCGCCUCGAGCAGGACAUCCUCAGUGACCUUGCCGAUAACAAGCAGUUCUUCGUCUACGAGACCAAGGACUUCUGGCGCCAGAUCAAGACGGCUGGAUCCGCUGUGCCCGCCAACGCUCUCUACCUCCAGCAGGCCCUCCAGGCCGGCUCCAAGGAGCUCGCGCCCCGCUCGGCUAACAUUAUCCCUCCCGUCUUUAUCCACCCCACUGCCACGAUCGAUCCCACCGCUAAGCUCGGCCCCAACGUCUCCAUCGGCCCCCGCGUCCACGUCGGCGCCGGUGCGCGUGUCAAGGAGUCGAUUGUCCUCGAGGACUCCGAGAUCAAGCACGACGCCUGUGUUCUUCACUCCAUCAUUGGCUGGGGUUCCCGCGUCGGCGCUUGGGCUCGUGUUGAGGGUACCCCCAUCCCCGUCAACAGCCACACCACUAGCAUCAUCAAGAACGGUGUCAAGGUCCAGAGCAUAACCAUUUUGGGCAAGGACUGCGCCGUUGGUGAUGAGGUCCGCGUCCAGAACUGUGUCUGCCUCCCUUAUAAGGAGCUCAAGCGGGACGUUGCCAACGAGAUCAUCAUGUAA
Molecule: messenger RNA, 1314 nt
Organism: Scedosporium apiospermum
Lineage: Eukaryota; Fungi; Ascomycota; Sordariomycetes; Microascales; Microascaceae
Product: Nucleotidyl transferase
Exons: 3
Coding region: 1-1314 (437 amino acids)
Biological process (GO): biosynthetic process
Cellular component (GO): cytoplasm
Molecular function (GO): transferase activity
Source: RefSeq, a predicted model, not a curated record